AUGUCUGAACCCGAUUUUUUGGAACGGUUGAUCCUGGAGAUUGAGAAGUUCCCUAGGAUAUAUAACAAAGGAUUGGAGGAAUACAAGGAUCCUGACAAAAAAGAUGACGCAUGGAAAAAGGUUGCUGAUAAUUCCUCUGGCAAAAUCGAAGUGGACGCCAUGAGAAGAUACAAGAACGAUAUUCGUACAAAGAGUGGGCAAGGAAGAAAAAAUGUAAAGGAAUACAAGUACGCAAAAAUGCUGGGAUUUCUGGAACCGUUUUUGGAGGAUCGAAGGUCAUCGGGUAAUCUUCAGGCUACUCAAGAAGAGGGCCAUGAUGAAAAGCAGACGACCAAGGAUGUAUCUGACUUCCUUGCUGAGGAUGACGAUCAGACUGUGGAUGAGGAUCACGAUGACACCAUGGAGCCAAGCAGUUCGUCAAAGACAAGUGCCGUCACAGCGAAGAAAAGGAAGAAAACUGAGAGCACUGAUGUCAUUGCCACUACGGAUGCAGUCUUUCUAAAUUACAUAAAGAAAAAAAGCGAAAAAAUGGACAGGAAACCUCCAAUCGAUACUGAUGACGAUGUAGCAGAUUUCAUGAAGUCUAUGACAACUAAAACAUAUGGCUAA
Messenger RNA from Lineus longissimus, 609 nucleotides. RefSeq lists its product as uncharacterized. NCBI's taxonomy places the organism in Eukaryota, Metazoa, Nemertea, Pilidiophora, Heteronemertea, Lineidae. The transcript has 4 exons. The coding region runs from base 1 to 609 and encodes 202 amino acids. The record is from RefSeq and is a predicted model, not a curated record.